This is a messenger RNA of Malassezia globosa CBS 7966, 1458 nucleotides long. RefSeq lists its product as uncharacterized. The coding region runs from base 1 to 1458 and encodes 485 amino acids. Gene Ontology annotation, biological process: chromatin remodeling; box C/D snoRNP assembly; regulation of transcription by RNA polymerase II. Gene Ontology annotation, cellular component: NuA4 histone acetyltransferase complex; Ino80 complex; Swr1 complex. The transcript has a single exon. NCBI's taxonomy places the organism in Eukaryota, Fungi, Basidiomycota, Malasseziomycetes, Malasseziales, Malasseziaceae. Gene Ontology annotation, molecular function: DNA helicase activity; ATP binding; ATP hydrolysis activity. The record is from RefSeq and is a predicted model, not a curated record.
AUGAGCAGCAGCACAACAGGGCCAUCCAGCACAGGUGCUGGAGCCGUUUCAAUUUCCAGCACAAGUUCCUCGAGCUCGCGUGAAGCGCGUAUUGCUACACACUCUCACAUCAAGGGUCUCGGCCUUGAUGAGCAUGGCAUGGCACUCCCAAGCGCUCGCGGGUUUGUAGGCCAACGGUCAGCGCGCGAGGCAUGCGGUCUUAUUCUCGAUUUAAUCCGACAAAAAAAGUUCGCGGGUCGUGCCUUGUUGCUUGCCGGUGGGCCCGGCACAGGAAAGACAGCACUUGCUCUAGGUAUGGCACACGAGCUUGGACACAAAGUGCCAUUUUGUCCUAUGGUCGGGUCUGAAGUGUACAGUUCUGAAGUGAAGAAAACUGAGGUUCUUAUGGAAAAUUUUCGCCGCGCAAUUGGCCUUCGUGUGCGUGAAACGAAAGAGGUGUAUGAAGGUGAGCUUACAGAGUUGACGCCGACGGAAAUGGAAAACCCGUUGUCCGGCUACGGAAAGACCAUCGUGCAUGUGGUUAUUGCACUCAAGACAGUCAAGGGAACGAAACAGUUGCGCCUUGAUCCCAGCAUUUAUGAGAGCAUACUAAAGGAGCGAAUUGCAGUCGGCGAUGUUAUUUAUAUCGAGGCCAACACGGGUGCUGUGAAGCGGGUUGGUCGCUCCGAUGCUUAUGCAACAGAAUUCGAUCUGGAAGCAGAUGAAUAUGUGGCUCUCCCGAAGGGAGAUGUGCAGAAACGGAAAGAGGUCGUGCAGGACGUGACACUUCAUGAUCUUGACAUGGCCAAUGCGAAGCCACAGGGCGGACAGGAUAUCAUGAGUGUUGUGGGUCAGCUGGUCAAAGGUCGCCGCACGGAAGUAACUGACAAGCUGCGCAACGAAAUUAACCGAGUGGUCGACAAAUAUAUUCAACAAGGCAUUGCCGAACUUGUGCCAGGUGUCCUGUUUAUUGAUGAAGUGCACAUGCUCGACAUGGAGUGUUUUACGUACUUGAACCGAGCGCUUGAAUCUACAAUUAGUCCACACGUGAUCCUCACAACAAACCGUGGCCAGUCGACUGUACGCGGGACUGAGUUUGACGGUGGUUUGAGUGCUGGAAUUGUCGCACCGCAUGGCAUCCCACUCGACCUUCUUGACCGCUGUAUGAUUGUGCGUACGUUGCCGUACUCAGAUGAAGAAAUCCGGCAAGUCAUACGUAUUCGCACAGCAACUGAGGGUAUUGCCGUGAGUGAUGAUGCCAUUACAAAAUUGACAGAACUUGGCACACGCACGUCUUUGCGCUUUGCCUUGCAGUUGUUGGCACCUGCUUCGGUCCUUGCGAAUGUGGCUGGCCGCUCAGAAAUCACCAUUGACGACGUGAGCCAAACAAAUGGGCUCUUUUUGGACGCACGCUCAUCGGCCCGUCAGCUUGCCAGCGGAACUAGCGCCGAGAAUGCAGCCAUGGAUGUGGUGUCGUAA